Molecule: messenger RNA, 957 nt
Organism: Vicia villosa (hairy vetch)
Lineage: Eukaryota; Viridiplantae; Streptophyta; Magnoliopsida; Fabales; Fabaceae
Product: serine/threonine-protein phosphatase 7 long form homolog
Exons: 4
Coding region: 1-957 (318 amino acids)
Biological process (GO): meristem development; meristem maintenance
Source: RefSeq, a predicted model, not a curated record
AUGGAGCCAUAUUCUGCAAUCAUCCCGUAUCUAAUUUCGUCAGGUUUAUACCACGUAACAAAUAUACACUCAACCCAAAUCGACAACCGUUUAAUUUUGGCGUUAUUAGAAAGAUGGAGGCCAGAAACUCACACUUUUCAUCUUCCGACUGGUGAAUGCACCAUCACAUUGGAGGAUGUUAGCAUGUUACUAGGCCUUCCUAUUGAAGGUACGCAAUUAAAUGGUCCUUCUGAGCUAGAUGAUGAUGUAUGGCCUGCAAUUGUAGGGGAAACACCACCACAAAAUGCUUUACAUGGUUCCGCUGUAAGAUUGACAUGGCUUAAAGGCAUUUAUCAAGCAGAAGCAAAUAGACCAACAGAAGAGCAUAAAACGAGACAUGCUCGAAUUUAUAUAAUGAUUCUCAUUGGACAACUUUUGUUUCCCGACAAAAGCGGCAGCCACGUCCACCCAAAAUGGUCACAAUUCCUCUUUGAUUUUAAUCAGGAGAUGUGCAAAGCUUGUGAGUUCAAAGUAAAAGAAAUAUCAGGAUGUCUUUUACUUCUUCAAGCUUGGGCAUUUACAAGCAUGCCUAUUAUUUCUCCUAAAACUGCGUUCGAUUCAACAUUUCCUCAUGCGGCGAGAUGGUGCGUUAAAGGCAAGAACUUCAAGAACAACCCCCGUGACUAUCUCCAAGGAUACCGGUUCCUAAUUGAUCACAUGCAGCCAAAUCAGUUUAUUUGGAGGCCGUAUCUAAGAUUUGCGCCCCCACAAGAUGAAGAUAGUUCGAUUUGGAGUGCAAAAACGUAUAUAAUUUGUUUUCAUAUCGUUGAAAUGCAUCAAAGUGAUCGAGUGAAGCUUCAAUUUGGCUAUCUUCAAAAUAUACCCGAUACACCAGUGUGCCUCAAAGAGCAUCACAAGAUGAAUACAAACAAGUCCCGCAAAACUCCAUGGACAGAACUAUACCGCCACGAACAAUAA